CGUGCAAUCUUCAGGCUAUUGUUCAUUGUAGUGUUGAUGUGCGUUCGUUAAGCUCAAUCAACCAUUAUCGACUUUGCAAGGUUACGAACAGUCAUAUUAUCAAUCAAAUGGGAAGAUGAAAAAUGGCAGACUACCCAUAAUCAGACCUUCAAUUUUCUCAUCAACCCACAAUCCCAAACCUCUGUUCUAUCACAAUUAUACUUCUCCGCCAGAAGAGUGUAAUUCUCUUUCUUACCCAGCAACCACAUCUUCACUCUGCUCAGCUCUGCAACACUAUAUCAACUCAGACCGCCCUUCCCAUGGCCAAAAGAUCCACGCCCACAUUCUCAAAACUGGGUUCAGACCCAACACCAACAUCUCCAUCAAGCUUCUUAUAUUGCACCUCAAAUCUCGUUGUUUGUUAUAUGCGCGCCAAAUGUUCGAUGAAUUGCCUCAACCAACUCUGUCCGCUUAUAAUUACAUGAUUUCAGGUUAUUUGAAAAAUGGGAAAGCUGAGGAAUUUUUUCAAUUGGUUAGAAGGCUAACAUUUUCUAAUGAAAAGCCGGACGGGUUCACGUUUUCAAUGAUUUUAAAGGCAUCUACUUGUGAUGGUGUUUUAUUAUUGGCAAGUAGUAUAGGAAAGCAGGUUCAUGCCCAGAUAGUGAAAUGUGAUAGUGUGACUGAUGAUGUACUUUUUACAGCGCUUGUUGACUCGUAUGUGAAAAGUGGGAGGGUUGAUUAUGCAAGGAGAGUUUUUGAAAUGAUGUUGGAAAAGAAUGUGAUUUGUUCGACAUCGAUGAUUUCAGGGUACAUGAAACAAGGAUCUGUGGAAGAUGCAGAGGAUGUAUUCAAUAAAACUUUUGAAAAAGAUGUGGUUGUUUUUAAUGCCAUGAUUGAAGGUUAUAGCGAAUCAAUUGAGACUGCUAAGAGGGCUCUUGAGGUUUACAUUGACAUGCAACGGUUGGAUUUUAUGCCCACAAUAUCAACUUUUGCCAGCAUUAUUGGUGCCUGCUCUGUGCUGUCAGCAUUUGAAAUUGGUCAGCAAGUCCAUGCUCAACUUGUGAAGACUGCAUUCUUUAGGGACAUAAAAAUGGGAAGUGCUCUUGUAGAUAUGUACUCAAAAUGUGGAAGAAUUGAGGAUGCAAGGAGAAUUUUUGAUCACAUGCCCGAGAAGAAUGCAUUUUCGUGGACUUCAAUGAUCGAUGGAUAUGGGAAAAAUGGAAAUCCAAAUGAAGCCCUUGAGCUCUUUAGCAGAAUGCAGAGAGAUCAUACCACGGAGCCCAAUUAUGUCAUGUUCCUCAGCACUCUUUCAGCUUGUGGGCAUGCUGGGCUAGUUGCUAAAGGCAAGGAGAUAUUUGAGAGCAUGCAAAGGGAUUACUCAAUGAAACCAAAGAUGGAGCAUUAUGCUUGCAUGGUUGAUCUCCUUGGGCGUGCAGGAAGUCUAGUUCUGGCAUUGGAGUUCAUAUGGGGAAUGCCUGAGAAACCAAGUUGUGAUGUUUGGGCAGCUUUGCUGAGUUGUUGUCGAUUGCAUGGUGAUGUAGAGAUGGCAAACAUAGCUGCCAAUGAAAUCUUCAAGUUAAACGCUUAUGGCCGGCCAGGGGCAUAUGUUGCAUUAUCCAAUACUUUGGCAGCUGCCGAGAGAUGGGACAGUGUAAAUGAAGUGAGGAAGUCAAUGAAGGAAAGAGGGAUAUCUAAAGAUACUGGCUUUAGUUGGGUUGGGACUGAUGGUGGUUUAAAAGGUUUUCACGCUGGACAAAAGAUCUGAAAAAUAUGUAAGGCGAUAUGGAGAUGACGUGCUUCUGUUUGGAAGGGCAACCAUCGAAGAAGCUGAUAGGAUUAGAGAGAUUCUUAACCAUUAUUAGAAGUUGACUGACCAACUGGUAAAUUAUGACAAGUCUUGUUUAUGGUUUAGUCCAAAUGCAAGUGAUACAAUUGAAGUUCAAGUCAGAUUUUCUUUGGGGCUCACUAUGGAAGGAUGGAGAAAUGUUUAUCUGGGUUUACCUGUUAUAAUUGGCUGUUAAAAAGUUGAAACUUUCAAGUAUCUUAGUGAGGAGGUGGCUGCAAAGGCAAAUUUUUUGAAGGGUGAGCUAAUGUUUAAGGCUGGGAUGGAAGUUCUGAUUAGAACUAUUCCUUCUAAUCUUCCAAUCUAUUCUUUCCAUUGUUUUAAGAUUCUGAUUACUAUUUGUACUGAAAUUUCUAGCUUGAUGGCAAAUUUAUGUGGAGUGGCAAAGGGAGGUCUUCUAAAAUUAAUUGGGUGAGUUAGGCAAGUAUGUUUGAGCCUAAGAAGUAUGGGGGUUUAGGAUUUAAAAAUCUUGCUGCUUUUAAUCUAGCUUUACUUGCCAAUACUGCAUGGAGAUUGGAGAUGGAAGAGGAUUCUCUUUUGUAUAGGGUUCUUAAAGCGAAAUAUUUUGAUUCUUGCAGUUUUCUUGAUUUGUACUGUAGUAACAACUCUUCUCUGAUAUGGAAGAGUCUUUCUGCUGCCAAGCCUGUGAUCACUCAAGGCACGAGGUGGAAAUUUUCAGAAGGAGAUAAGAUUAAUAUUUGGCAAGAUAAGUGGCUUCCGGACCAGUCUUAUCCUUCAGUUUAUACCGAUGGGCAGGAGGUUCAGUGUAAAUGGGUUGCAGAGUUGAUAAACCAGGAUACUCACUCUUGGAAGGAAGAGUUGGUGCGAUGACUAUUUAAUGAUAGGGACUCGAGACAGAUUUAGCAGAUCCCUUUGACACAAUUUGGAGGUGAUGAUUGUAAGUUCUGGGGUGUGUCUGCUGAUGGUUGUUUUUCUGUUAAAACAACAUAUAAAGUUGCUUUACAAAUUUGUGAUUCAGAGAUGAGACCUAUGGUUUUCGCAAGUUCCAGUACUCAUCCUAGCAAAGAAUAUAUUUGGAAACUCAUUUGGAAACCACCGAUUACCAGGAAGAUUAAAAUUUUCUUAUGGCAAUGCAGCCAUGAGCGACUUCUGGUUUUGCUCAACUUGAAGAAAAGGCGGAUUACAGAAGUUGCUACUUGUGGACUUUGUAGAGAGAAAGAGGAAUCUGUAUGUCAUAUGCUAUUUGAUUGUCCAAUGGUUAAAAUGGUUUGGAGACUCAGUCCAUUAAGAAAACAUUUUUCAGAUGUGUGUGAAACUUGGGUUUCUAGAUGGGGAUAAAUGUUCGCUAUGUGGAAGGACAGUAACGAGAUGGAGAAAUUGUUUUGUCUGGCUUCUUUCUUGUGUUGGCAGAUUUGGAAGGGGAGAAACAGUUCGAUUUUUAAUCAAUUGAAUUGGGAUCCUACUCAUGAGUUCCUUAACAUUUCUGAGGAUAAUGAGUCUUUAUCUUUAUCUCGAAGUAUCCCUAGCAGGCAAUGGACUACUCCUCUUCUUGGGAGGUUUAAACUGAACACAGAUGCUGCUUUUAAUAUUUGCUCUGGUUGCUGUGGUGGUGGGGUGGUACUUCGGAAUCAUAAAAGGUGAACCUGCAAGAGUGGCUUCUAUUCAUAAUUCAAUUGUUGCGACCGCGGAAGUUGCUGAAGCUCUUGUCUUGAGGAAAGGUUUGAUGUUGCUUUGUCAAUGGGGUCUAUGUUGAUGUUGAUAUAGAAAGUGACUGUCAGUCACUUGUUUAUUUGAGACCUUCUCAUCCUCUUUGUAUGGCCAUUAUUCAAGACAUUGUGGUCUUAUUGCAAGGAUCUAGGAUUUAAGCACUUGUGGACUCCUAGAUCUUGCAAUAAGUUUGCUCAUAAAUUGAGUAAGUGGGCUCUUAGUCAAGGGAUGGGAGACUUGCAGUGGCAAGUUUGGCCUUCAUGUUCAAGGGAUAUUCCCUCUUCUUAUUAAUAAAACUGCUGUUGGUUUAAAAAUAUAUAUAUACAUAUAUAUUUUCUAAAGUAUAUGUAUAGAAUAUUAUAGAGAGAGAGAGAGAGAGAGAGGUAGAGGGGUGCUUAACAAGUGGUAUUAUUUUGGAAAGGAAGAUAAGCUUUUUUUUUUUUUUUUCAAUUCCAAAUCCAAAAUGCUGAUUUGGAGCUCUAUUCUCUCCCACUUCAAUUUACAUGUAACAUAAGAGAAUCACUUAAUUCAUUUUACCUCACUUGAAAUUUGAACCAUUAUCACCAUAUAAUUAAUGUAAUUUAUUUUACCUCACUCGAGACUUCAGCCAUCGACCUCCUCUCAUAUCACCAUAUGAUUAAUGUAAUUCAUUUUACCUCAUUCGAGACUUUAGCCAUCGACCUCCUCACACCAUCAUACACGUGGUUCUUAUUUCAUUAUUUAUUCCUCUUAAAAAAUA
Cornus florida is the source of this 4229-nucleotide messenger RNA. Its product is annotated as pentatricopeptide repeat-containing protein At1g28690, mitochondrial-like. Lineage: Eukaryota; Viridiplantae; Streptophyta; Magnoliopsida; Cornales; Cornaceae. Bases 116 to 1744 code for a protein of 542 amino acids. Gene Ontology annotation, molecular function: protein binding; RNA binding. The transcript has 2 exons. Gene Ontology annotation, biological process: RNA modification. The record is from RefSeq and is a predicted model, not a curated record.